Molecule: messenger RNA, 1974 nt
Organism: Aureobasidium namibiae CBS 147.97
Lineage: Eukaryota; Fungi; Ascomycota; Dothideomycetes; Dothideales; Saccotheciaceae
Product: putative alpha-galactosidase
Exons: 2
Coding region: 1-1974 (657 amino acids)
Biological process (GO): carbohydrate metabolic process
Molecular function (GO): hydrolase activity, hydrolyzing O-glycosyl compounds
Source: RefSeq, a predicted model, not a curated record
AUGUUGCUAUCAGUCGCUCUUCUCGCCCUACCUUCCUUGACACUUGCAUCUCCUACCAUACACAAGAGACUAGCAAAUGGACUAGCACUAACACCUCCUAUGGGAUGGAAUAGCUACAACCACUACAACUGUGCUCCUAAUCAGAGCAUCAUCCACUCCAAUGCCGAAGCUUUGGUGACUCUCGGGCUUGCAGACCUGGGCUAUACAUACGUGACCACCGACUGCGGUUGGACCAUUCCUCAUCGUACAGCCGAAAACAAGUUGACCUGGAAUGAGACACUGUUCCCCGCUGGCUUUCCCGCACUAGGCCAGUACAUUCACGCCCUAGGCCUUGGCUUUGGUGUCUACAGCGACGGAGGCAUACAAAUGUGUAUGACCGGUGGAGUCAAUCAAACAGGGAGUCUGGGUCACGAAAAUAUCGACGCAGAGACCUUUGUAUCUUGGGGUGCCGACUUGCUCAAGUACGACAACUGCUGGUCAUCUGCCGAAAAGGGUUUCCCCAACGUGGACUAUGAGCCUCUGACCUCUCCCCACCAAAACUACGUCAACAUGCGAAACGCACUGGACGCGACAGGCAAAAACUUACUCUUCCAGAUUUGUGACUGGGGUGUUGAUUUCCCUUCUGCAUGGGCACCCGAGCUGGGAAACACCUGGAGAGUUACCAACGACAUCAUCCCAAACUGGAGGACCAUUUUCCGUAUCGUCAAUCAAGUUGUUCCUCAAACUGAUUAUGCUGGGCCUGGUAGAUGGCUGGACCUUGACAUGCUGGAGGUUGGCAACAACAUCUUCACUCACGCUGAGGAGCAAACACAUUUUGCACUUUGGAGCAUCUUGAAGAGUCCGCUGACGAUUGGUUGCGCUUUGAACGAUACUUUAACAUCGGUGUCGGCGUCAUCGUUGGCCAUUAUGAAGAAUGAGAAUGUCAUUGGGUUCAACCAAGAUGCUCUCGGUGUUUCUGCAAAUCUGACACGCCGAUAUAGCGAUGAGGGCUACGAUGUCUGGUCUGGACCUUUGAGCGGUAAUCGCACCGUCGCCGCAAUCGUGAACUGGAACAACCACUCUAUCGAUGCGACUUUUGAUCUGCCUAAUGUAGGAUUGCAGAGUGCUGGGUGGGUCAAGGAUGCCUGGACCAAUGAGACGAGGAAGAAUGUUAUGACUAGCUACAAAGCAAGUAUCGAGGCACACGGUACUCUGUUGCUCGAGCUAGGUGACACUGUUCCAGUCGGUGUCUAUCAUUUCGAUGGGUAUGUUCGCAGUGGAGAUAUCACCAUCGAAAACGUGUACGGGCUGACGACAAGCAAUGCUUACGAGAUGACUAUACAUUUCAGCAGUCCGGCGCCUACGCCUUGCGACCUGAAGGUCAACAACCGAAGAGCUUCCCAUCAAGUCGAUGCAGGCCAAUCCAGCAUCAUUGUACCCGUCGCUCUGCUCGCAGGAAACAAUAACACCCUCACCGUGUCAAUUGCCAACCCUAUAUCAUUCAUAACCAUCACACCUCCCGUAGGCGAAUUCUACCCGAAUACCGCCUUCGCCAUCUCUGGCCCUGGUAAUGCUAGCCAUAUCACCUGUGUUCCCGGCCUAUGCGCUCCUCUCGGUGUGAAGAUUGGUGAUUUGUCACCAAACAAUUCGGCUUCCCUCAUCAUCCCCGCCACCGCCAAUGUCGUUGGGUCUAGAUACGUGGAGCUCACAUACAUCAACAACGACGUUGCCAUCAGCACGAGCUGGGGCGAAGGCCGUAACGCUCGCAAUAUCACCAUCAGCGUCAACAACCAGACCACUAGACUCGAGGUGCCAUUGAGUGGAAGGAGUAGUGAGCUGUAUUCUUCUAUGAAAGGCUGGGGCGAUAGUGCAGUCUUGGGUGUCUUGGUGCAUGGCUGGAAAGAAGGUGAUAAUGAGGUUGUGAUUGGCAACGUGGGCGGUGAGAAGGGUGUACAGAGUCUGGGAGCCGACUUCGUUGGCUUGAAAGUCUUCUAG